Messenger RNA from Hyaloscypha bicolor E, 1042 nucleotides. RefSeq names its product Phosphoenolpyruvate/pyruvate domain-containing protein. The coding region runs from base 148 to 966 and encodes 272 amino acids. Gene Ontology annotation, molecular function: aldehyde-lyase activity. The transcript has a single exon. The record is from RefSeq and is a predicted model, not a curated record. Gene Ontology annotation, cellular component: cytoplasm. Lineage: Eukaryota; Fungi; Ascomycota; Leotiomycetes; Helotiales; Hyaloscyphaceae.
UUCUUCCUCUUAACUCCGCGUCUUUUUUGGCUUUCUCACUGGCAGUAUUUCAUCUUCUUCGAGCUGUUGUCAAGAUCAUACUUCUGGAAGAACCGCCCUCUUCUUACCCGCACCUCCUCCUGUUCCAACUGCCUCCACACCGUCAAAAUGACCAUCUCCAAUGGCAUCACCUACCCAAACGCCCACACAACCAGAGUCCAGAACCCCCGUCUGCGUCUCCUCAACAAGCUCCGCGAUGGAGAGUACCCUCUCAUGACUUUCAUGGCCAUCCCCUCUGUCCGCCAAGCCCAAGUGGUUGCCCUGACCGGUCUUGACGGCAUCAUCAUCGAUUGUGAGCACGGUCACAUCUCCGAUGACUCCAUGCACAACUCCGUCGCGGCCAUCUCAGCCCUGGGUGUAUCACCCAUCAUCCGCAUCCGCGGCCCCGCACAUGACAUUCUCAAGCGCGCCCUUGAUACUGGCGCGCACGGCGUCAUGGUGCCCCAGGUCAGUACGGCCGAGGAAGCCGCAGCCAUUGUCGCGUCGAGCAAGUUUCCGCCACAGGGCGUGCGAGGGCAGGGCUCUGCCUUCCCUGCUAUCGGCCAUGGGCUGACGACGCCCGAGUACAUGAAGAGCGCGAACGAGACGAUCAUCACCAUGAUCCAGAUCGAGACGCGGGCAGGCGUAGAGAACGUCGAUGCCAUUGCAGCGGUGCCCGGUGUGGAUGUUGUGUUUAUCGGCCCCAACGACCUGGCACAAGCUUUGCUGGGCUAUACGCCCGCUCGAGGUGAUGAGCCGGAGUUUAUAGAGGCGAUGGAUAAGAUUGUCGCGGCGGCGAAGAAGCAUGGCAAGUGGGCUGCACGUAUGGUGAAUAACGGCGUCACUGCGAGGGAAGGACGGAAGAAGUACGAUACAGUGGCUAUGACGGGGGAUACGAAGGCGAUUCAGAACUGGUAUAUGGCGGAGAUUGAUAUUGCCAAGUCGUGAAAUUGAAAUAAGAUUGCAUUGCUUCUGGGAAAUUUUAGAGUGGAUAUAUACAAAAUGGGAAACUUUCUAAUUUGGU